AUGACCUAUGUUGCUCGCGUUCCCAAGCUUGACCUACCCGCCAUCUUGUCUCAGCAGAACCCGCAGAUUGACCUCAGACUCGACGCAUACGAGACGUCUACCCGCAACUUCCUCAAAGCGGUCUCCAACUAUGCACAACGGGCACACACCGAGAUCACAAACCGCAAGAACGCCCACACCACAGAACGGAAGAAGACUGGGGAGAAGAUGCAGCAGAUAGAGACAGAGACGAACCAGUGCAAGGCCAAGGAGAUCGAGCUGAUUGCAGUCUUGGACAGGGAGCAGGAGGAGAAGAAAGAGGCUGAAACGUCGGUUGCCGCUUUUAGACGUCAGCUUGCGUCAGUCAAGGAGAAAUGCGCUUCUUUUGAUAUGGAAAUUGAGCAGCUCCGCACGGUAACUGCCAAUUUGCGUCGAGAGCGAAACAGGGAGCGAUCACUCCUUAACAAUCAUGCUUCUCGCGUAGCGCCAGAACUCGUGGAUUGCGAGAGCAGGCUACAGUGCCUGGUCGAAGGCAUAGACGAAGACAAACUGCUUAUUCGUUUCACACAUCUGGAUCCCUCAGAUCUCAAUCGAGAAUUCAGCUUAGUUCUUGACAUUUCAAAUCGCUCAUACAAAGUCCCGACAACAACGCCGUUUCUUCCCACAUUGCCAAUACUGCUCGACGCGCUAAAUGACUCGCGGGACGUAUAUGAUUUCAUCAGGCAGGUUAGGCAAGCUUUCUGUGAUUUGGUUGUGCAGGGCAGAUGA
Messenger RNA from Sparassis crispa, 747 nucleotides. RefSeq names its product Probable kinetochore protein. The coding region runs from base 1 to 747 and encodes 248 amino acids. Gene Ontology annotation, biological process: chromosome segregation. The record is from RefSeq and is a predicted model, not a curated record. Gene Ontology annotation, cellular component: Ndc80 complex. The transcript has 4 exons. NCBI's taxonomy places the organism in Eukaryota, Fungi, Basidiomycota, Agaricomycetes, Polyporales, Sparassidaceae.